AUGGAAGAACCAGGCAAAGAAGCCUAUUGCAAUGAGGAGAAAAUUCACGGCGAACUGUUUGCUCUGCAAUGCAAAUCUGUUACCCAUGAUCUAACAACGGAAGAAAUGGAGAAAAUGGCCAAGCUAGACCGGCAGCUUGACGAAGCGAUCGACCUCCACUACUCCGCCAUUACAGGGAUUGCAUCAGUCACAUCAUGGAACAACAUCGCCACCACCAAGACACAGACAGCCACUCCAUCUUUAACCAUCUCCGAUGCCACAACAGCUGUUGCACCAUAUUUCUGUGGGAUUGCCAUGUCUGGUGACUUUACGGAUAUUACGGAAACACACGUUGUUCUGCACUUGAAAAAGCAACUAUGCCCUGCCUUCCCAUUUGCUCGUGUUAGCAUCAACAUGUGUGCGGCAAGUGUCCAUGCCAAGAUCAACUUUCAAGAUUCUUCCUCAUUACCAUCCUAA
This is a messenger RNA of Seminavis robusta, 456 nucleotides long. NCBI's taxonomy places the organism in Eukaryota, Bacillariophyta, Bacillariophyceae, Naviculales, Naviculaceae. The record is from the annotation of a GenBank genome assembly.